AUAAGCGAGCCGGAGGAAGCGGGAGCUGAGGCUAACGCUGCUGGUAGAGAGAGAUAGAGGAGCACACAGGCGCAGUCACUGUCAGAGAGACACAGACACAGAGAGAGGGGAAAACGGACAGAGAGGGACAGGCACAGAGGUACAGUCGCAGAAAGAGAAAUACAGAGAAAAGAGAGUCACAGAGAGGUAAAAAAGGUGGGAGAGAGAGAAACACACACACAGAGUGUAGCAGAGAUACAUUGAGGUACAGUGUGCAGCGCACACAUAGAAACACAGACGCAUACACACACGGAGGCAUACAGAGUACAGCACAGACGCAGCGGGUCUGGUACACGCAGUUACACGCAGUGACACCCAGGCACGGAACGGACAGUCGGGACCAGUGUCCGGAGCAAGAGCGCGCUCCGUGGAUAUAACGUGCAGAGGGAGCCGGCGGCAGCCCGGGGCGAUGAGCCGGUCAGGCGCUGCGCUGUGAGCGGGACCGAGGGCUGACCAUGAAUUUGGGCAUCGCACUGCUCACCUUGUGGCACCUGUGGCUGGAGACCGAGGGUGACUGGAUCCCUCCUGAACACGGACACCGGAGCUUCCUCUUCCAUCCGACACUGGACACGGACAUCAAUAAUUCUGACGACCUUGAUUUGGUGUCUGUAAACGAAGGUGAUCGUGCGAAAGUGGUGCGUGUGACCCGUAGUACAGAGGUGGAAAUGGCCAAGCCAGCCGAGUGCAAGGUCCGGCCGGAGGUGGUGGAGAUAACGCGGGGCAUGGUGGACCCCACCAGGGCCAACUUCUACCUGUGGCCGAGCUGCGUGGAGGUCCAGCGCUGCUCGGGCUGCUGUAACUCCAGGAUCUACAAGUGCCAGCCCACCCAGGUACAGAAGCGACGAGUGAAGGUCAGGAAGCAGGUGUACCGGCGGAAGAGCAGCGUGAUCAAGAUGGUGGAGGUGGUGUUACUCGAUCACGUGGCGUGCAAGUGCAUGACUGCAGCUCAGUCUGCAGACUCUCAGGGGAGAGAAGAUAUCUUCUCCGACGAUGUGAUGCUGCAUUUCCAAGGCAGACCUGCUUUACGCAGCCAACGGGAAAUAAUACGACGCCCUCUGGGAACAACGUGCUUUUUGUGUAAAGGGACGAAUCCAACACCACUGUGCACUAAAGACCAAAAUAUUGACUUUCAGCAAAUGUUUUCUAAGUAACGACCACUGGAUUUUAUUGAGCAAAGACUGGAGCCAAACGGCAUUGUGUUGUCCGUAGGGCUGAGGCAAGCUGGCUUCUGCUGGAGACCGUUUUCAGACUUAGCUCUUUGCACUGUAUAUUGUGCUUUUCUGUGUUAAUGUUUGACAUUUAAUAUUCGUUUCUGUGGGCUGACUGAAGAGAACAGGAGGCCCGUCCUCCUGCUACUGGCUGGCUUUGCCAGUUCGUGUGGUAUUUCGAGAGGUGCUCUGGCAGAUCCUUUCCGGCAGAUUCCAGACCGGUCAGGAGCCCCUCUCCAAAGGCAACCGCACAGAUCCCAGGUUCCCUCGGGAUUGGAGCCUCCUCUCCCCCCGGACAGAGAUGGAGCCCAGCUCCCUGCUCCCCCUAUCCCUGACUGGGAAUGUGUCGGCUCGGUUCUGUGACUCUCUGCCCCGACUCCUGGGCUUAUGAUGUGUCAGCGUUAAACGGGUCGGGGACGGAGCCAGAGAGAGUGAGCCCGAGGCGGGGGUGGGGGGGGGGUGGUUGCUGCCACGUUCUCCAUCCGACUGCCGCCGCCUCCUCCUGCUUGUUUACGCACUUCAGGGACCGGAGACCCGCCGGUGCUACAGCCGGUGCAGGAGGCAACACUGGGGCAGACCGCGGAGAUCGAUCGCUGUUCAAUUGAGAUCGCAGGUGGUGCCUGGAUCAAGGUCAAUGAUGCAGAGAGGAUUGCUAGGUUACUGCUGUAAAUAUUGAAUCUCAACUGUUUUUAAAGUUAAACAUAGACUAAUUAUUUAUAUAUUUAAAGUUGUAAAAGUUUCUAUGAAGUAUAAUAAACGGCUGUUUGUGGUAAUGGCUGAU
This is a messenger RNA of Mobula hypostoma (lesser devil ray), 2028 nucleotides long. RefSeq names its product platelet-derived growth factor subunit B-like. Gene Ontology annotation, molecular function: growth factor activity; platelet-derived growth factor receptor binding. Bases 495 to 1190 code for a protein of 231 amino acids. Gene Ontology annotation, biological process: platelet-derived growth factor receptor signaling pathway; positive regulation of cell migration; positive regulation of phosphatidylinositol 3-kinase/protein kinase B signal transduction. The record is from RefSeq and is a predicted model, not a curated record. Gene Ontology annotation, cellular component: membrane. The transcript is spliced from 6 exons. NCBI's taxonomy places the organism in Eukaryota, Metazoa, Chordata, Chondrichthyes, Myliobatiformes, Myliobatidae.